This is a messenger RNA of Osmerus eperlanus (European smelt), 1969 nucleotides long. RefSeq names its product UDP glucuronosyltransferase 5 family, polypeptide E1 (gene ugt5e1). Gene Ontology annotation, molecular function: UDP-glycosyltransferase activity. The transcript has 2 exons. Bases 268 to 1920 code for a protein of 550 amino acids. NCBI's taxonomy places the organism in Eukaryota, Metazoa, Chordata, Actinopteri, Osmeriformes, Osmeridae. The record is from RefSeq and is a predicted model, not a curated record.
UUCCCCUGCAUUGUGCCGGAAAACAGCAUACUUCAAGUAUAACCUUUGAACGCUUUUGUUGCAGAGGAAUAUGUAUAUGACAUGGAAGGAAUAAAUGGGAGCCUUUGAAAGGACAAUAUUUGCCUUGGAUUUGCUAUGUGGACAUCAAUACUCGUACUCACCAGUUCCUGCUAAAAAAAAAGAAAAACUUUAGAGCUCUCUUCCGAGCCAUUUUAAUCUGCUUGAAUCAAACCUGCAGUGAAGAUACAAGACAGUUUUACCAUCAAAAUGUGUUUUUAUCAGUCCAGAGAAAUCAUGCAACUCUCUGGGUUACAAACCUGCUUCCCCACACAACCAGCUCUUCUUCUUCUGGUUGGGCUCCUGUGGGGCUUCCCGACACAGAAUCAAGCUGGCAAGAUCUUAGUUUACCCAGUGGAUGGAAGCCACUGGCUCAACAUGAACAUUCUCUUGAAGGAUCUCCAUCAGAGGGGCCACAGAAUAACAGUGGUCCGCUCAUCCACAAGCUGGUAUGUCCAUGAGCAAGCUCCUCACUACACCUCUGUUACUGUGACAGUCUCGGAGGCUAGCAACCUGGAGGACCCAGAUUACAUGGCCUCGUUCCUGAGGAGAAACCUGGAGAUUUGGACAAGAGAACGCUCAGUGUUUUCCUUCAUUGCUCUCCAAAAAGAGGCAAUUCAGUUGUUGGAGGAUGCCCAUCGUGCCAGUGCUGAAAUGGCCCGUUUGGUUAUACAGAACAAAGCUUUGGUAGCUAAACUAAAGGCAACAAACUUUGAUUUGAUGUUGACUGAUCCUGGAUUUGCAGGAGGAGUUAUUGUAGGAAAGUACUUAGAGCUACCAAUAGUGUUCAAUGUUCGCUGGAUCACCAACGCAGAUGGACACUUUGCAAUUGCACCCUCACCGCUGUCUUAUGUUCCAACUAUUGGAUCCCUGGUCUCAGAUAAGAUGAAUUUUGUCCAUAGACUGAAAAAUAUGUUGCAUUAUGGCAUUGGACUGUACAUUGAUUAUAUUGUAACAAGACCCCUCUACCAGGGUGUGUGUGAUAACUUCAUAGGUCCAAACUCCAAUAUUUACUCUCUUAUUCAGGGGGCUGAUCUCUGGCUAAUGCGUGUGGACUUUGUGUUUGAGUUUCCACGCCCAACAAUGCCCAAUGUGGUCUACAUAGGUGGGUUCCAGUGUAAGCCCUCUAAACCUUUGCCAGCAGAUAUAGAGAAAUUUGUGCAGAGUUCUGGGGAACAUGGAGUGGUGGUAAUGUCUUUGGGGACUUUGCUAGGGAGCCUCCUUCCUGAAAUCUCUGAGAUAAUCGCAGCGGCUUUUGCUCGCCUGCCUCAGAAGGUAAUCUGGAGACACCUGGGAGAGAGGCCAUCUAAGCUAGGCAACAACACCAUGUUAGUAGACUGGCUACCUCAAAAUGAUCUGCUAGGCCAUCCUAAAACGAAAGCCUUUGUCACGCACGGUGGCACCAAUGGGAUUUAUGAGGCCAUCUACCACGGGGUUCCAAUGUUAGGGCUUCCCCUCAUUUUUGACCAGUUUGAUAACAUGGUGCGUCUGAAGUCCAGGGGGGUUGCCAAAGUUCUAGACGUGACAGCAUUAGAGGAGGAAACUCUGACACAGUCUCUAAGAGACAUCCUCAAUGAGAAGAUGCCCUACAAGAAAAAUAUGCUUAGAAUGUCAAAGCUACAUCAUGAUCAGCCUAUGAAACCUAUGGACAGUGCCCUCUUUUGGCUAGAAUAUGUUAUGAGGCACAAGGGGGCAUCACAUCUACGCACUGAGUCCUAUAAGAUGCCCUGGUACGCCUUCCACAACGUGGACGUGUUUGCACUCCUCCUCAGUGUUAUGGCCUGUCUACUGCUGUUGUUUGGCUUGACUUGUAAGAUAGUGAUUAAAGCUAUAAUCAGCAAGAACAAAGUGAAAUUGCAGUAGCUCAAGUUACUAUGUUCAAUUAUAUUUCUGUCAACAAUCUAUCAUAUCU